UUAUGACGGUGCUGUACAAUGUGUAGCAACCAUACCGGCCUCCCCCUUUGGUUAGAAUGAACCAACUAAAACCUCGAUAAUUUGGGUCCGCUAGAGCGAGCCACCGGCACAGGCACGAGUCUCCUCGCGGAUCCGGCAAGUUUAGUUCUACGAGUUGCGUCGAACAAGUUACGUGCGUUCGCCGUUCAUCUCACCGUUCAUCGACAACAACAACAACAGCAGCAGCAGCCAGCCCCCGUGUCAAUAGGGUUUUCCAUCCCCAAGUUCGAAUACGUCGUGUACCCCCGUAUCUGACGUGCGGAUCCUGUCCAGUGCAAUCGUAAUUAAACGAGUGGUUCGUCGCGAAAAAAACAUAUAUAAACAAAGAGAGCUUUGUUUCAUAUGCAGCGUGGGUUGACGACGCCUAAGAUCGUAGAGUUGCCUAACCGUUGUAUUUUUGCUGUGUGCGAAGCGAGAAGCGGUUUCUGACGCGAUUUUUUUCAAUUUUGUUGUUGUUUUUGGCAAAUUUCGGUUUGUUUUCGAGGGGGAAAAACAAGACAAGAUCAACAAGAUGACAUCGAUAUUCCGCCCCAUCCAAGCCAGCCACGAACUGUUCAGGAUGCGUUCGCCGCUCCCGAGACGACAGGAGAACAGGAACGGCAUCAACAAGGUGCGCCGCACUCUCUUCGAGCCCAUCAACCACGAAGAGACGAAGCGAUUCCUCGAGCAGGAGUUCUCUGACCAGAUGAAGAACGACAUCGCCAAAUGGGAGUUCGACUUCAAGAAGGAGGUGCCCGUCUGUCCGAUCGGUGCGAACGCCGGUCGCUAUAUCUGGAAAGCGGUCGUACCCAACACCGAUAACAUCACCCAUGCUCCGAAGCGCAGAAGGUCCUACGAGGACGACGAGCUCGAUCAGUCCGACCUGUAUCCGCAACCGCUGGCCGAAAAAGAAGUUGUCAUCGAGAACAACAACACCAUCAAAAAACAAAAGAAAAUCACAGAUUUCAUGAGCGUGAAGAAGCGACAGGCAGAGCCGAUGAAAAAGUUGUCUUCAGUGGUGCCACCGAAAAUACCCAGGCAGUCGCACUGUAGUUAGAUAGUUAUCACUUUCCUGAAAAUCCAAUAACCAACCCCCCCAUAUCACCUAUCACCCCCCCCAUUCCCCCACUUUGUUACAAAUAUCGAUC
Nicrophorus vespilloides is the source of this 1166-nucleotide messenger RNA. RefSeq lists its product as uncharacterized. Gene Ontology annotation, cellular component: nucleus. The transcript has 2 exons. NCBI's taxonomy places the organism in Eukaryota, Metazoa, Arthropoda, Insecta, Coleoptera, Silphidae. The record is from RefSeq and is a predicted model, not a curated record. Gene Ontology annotation, molecular function: cyclin-dependent protein serine/threonine kinase inhibitor activity. Bases 551 to 1075 code for a protein of 174 amino acids. Gene Ontology annotation, biological process: regulation of cell cycle.